Molecule: messenger RNA, 3488 nt
Organism: Danio rerio (zebrafish)
Lineage: Eukaryota; Metazoa; Chordata; Actinopteri; Cypriniformes; Danionidae
Gene: fbxl5
Product: F-box and leucine-rich repeat protein 5
Biological process (GO): protein ubiquitination; intracellular iron ion homeostasis
Cellular component (GO): perinuclear region of cytoplasm; nucleus
Source: RefSeq, marked validated
CAGCGUCGGCAGAGGAUUUUGAGCUGGAGGAUCUGGCGCCCGCGUGUUCAGUCCGCGGCAGUGGAGCUGAUGGAGGCGCGAUGGCUCCUUUUCCCGAUGAGGUGGAUGUUUUCACGGGCCCUCACUGGCGCAUGAAGCAGCUGGUGGGUCUUUACAGCGAAAAGCUGUCCAACACAAACUUCUCCAACAACAGGGACUUCCGGUCGUUCCUGCAGUCGCUGCUGGACACUUUCACCGAGUUCAAGAAGCACGAGCAGAUCGAGAACGAGUGCAUCAUGGAGCUGCUGCAGGAGCGCAGCCACACCGUCUACCACGUCCACGCAGACAACAAGCUGAGCGACAUGCUCACACUCUUCCAGAAGGGGCUGCGCAGCGUCACGAGCGAGUUCGAGCAGCUGAAUUACGCGCAGCAGCUGAAGGAGCGACUGGAGGCUUUCACACAGGACUUCAUUCCUCACAUGAAGGAGGAAGAGGAGGUGUAUCAGCCGAUGCUGAUGGAGUAUUUCUCCUAUGAGGAGCUGAAGGCCAUCAAGCAGCAGGUGAUGCUCCAGCACUGCAGCUCUCAGUGUCAGUCCAGCUGCUCAGACACACACACACUGCUGAAGGGCCUCAGUCUGUGGAGCCACGCCGAGCUGCAGAAGGCCUUCAAAUACUCCGACCAUGAGAAGACUGGAGAGGAGCGUGUGUUGGAGCGUGUGUCGGUGUCGUCUCUCCCGCAGGAGCUGCUUCUGCGUAUCUUCAGGUUUCUGGGUCCGCAGGAUCUGUGCCGCUGUGCUCAGGUGUGCAGCGUCUGGACUCAGGUGACCAGAACCGGCUCUCUGUGGAGGCACCUGUACCCGGUGCGCUGGGCCAGAGGUGAGUAUUACAGUGGUCCUCCGGGUGAUCUGGAUCUGGAGCCGGAUGAUGAUUGGAUAAAGAGUCUCCAGGACGAUGGAAGAGCCUAUCAGGAGUGGGACGAGGAUGCAGACGUGGACGAAUCAGAGGAGGCGUCUGCAGAGCGCUCCUCCAUCAGUGCUCUACAGAGAGAGAAGCUCCUGCUGAACGGGAUCAUCCAGAAGCUGCUGCCAGCCGUUGGGUCCUCGGUGCGCUCGCUCAGCCUGGCCUACAGCUCCACGCUCUCCAGCAAGAUGGUGCGGCAGAUGCUCAGUCUGUGUCCCAAUCUGACCCAUCUGGACCUCACGCAGACAGACGUCUCAGACUCGGCCUUCGACAGCUGGUGUGCGUUGGGUGCGUGUGGGACUCUGCAGCAUCUGGAUCUGUCCGGCUGUGAUAAAAUCACGGAUCGAACCCUGAAGAUCCUCUCUGUGGGUUUGGGAGAUUCGUCAACACCCAGCCCAGCCCACAAACUCCUGCAAGCUCCGCCUUCUCCAAUCAGAAUAGAGGAGCCCCGCCUCCAGCCAAUGGGGCGCAGCUGUCAGGAUCUCAUCUUCAAGCGCAGGCCUGGGGGGCGUGGCUCAGGCUGUGGUCCCACCCACAUCUGGGUGCUCGAUCCAGUCAAAUUAGCCGACAUCGAGGAUGCUGCUGAUUGGAGCAGACGAGGAGGCGUGGCCUCACAGGAGAUUGGCUGUGGUGGUAUUUCAGAAGCACUGAGUGCCUCGUGCUGCUGUAGGAGGAGCCAGAGGCGAGGCUUUAGGACUGGACUAAGCUCCUCCCCCUGGCAGUAUGGCGACGCCCUCUGCGGCCACUCCUCCUGCUGCAGCUCGGAUGCAGCAGCGCUUCGGACUCAAUCAGACCUCCAGGCCACAGGGGGCAGUGCUGAGUUACGGACUAAAUGUUGGUUUGAGGGCCAAUCCUGCGCGGAGCAUCACAACAGAACUGACCAAUCAGGAGCUCAGCGGGCGCUUCGGUUCCUCAGCCUAUCCGGAUGCCAUCAGAUCACAGACCUCGGCUUAAGGUGUGUGUGUCUGCGCGGCGGUCUCCCUCUCCUGGAGCACCUCAAUCUGUCCGGCUGUCCGCUGAUCACGGGGGCGGGGCUUCAGGAGGUGGUGUCUGCUAGCCCCGCCCUAAACAUCGAACACUUCUACUACUGCGACAACAUUAACGGUCCUCAUGCAGACACAGCCAGCGGGUGCCAGAAUCUGCAGUGCGGCUUCAGGGUGUGCUGUCGCUCUGGAGAGUGAUGCUCCUGUCUGUAUAUAUACCUCUCUCUCUCUCUCUCUCUUUCUCUCUCUCUCUCUCUCUCUCCCUCUCCCUCCCUCUCUCUCUCUCUCUCUCUCAUCCACAUGCACUUUAUUCAGGACUCGUUCUGCUUCCCCCAAAGUACAAAACGCUUCAUUAAAGUCAGAUUGGCCGUUUCUGAGGUAUUGUGAAGGAACUAAAUGUAAAUUUGUAAAUAAGUGGAAUAACGUCACAUGGGGUGAAUGAUCGCUCUGAUUGGACAGAUUGAGAACUUCAAAAUGUCGCUUCAACUUUUCUUCUUGUUUUUGUUGUUGAUUUGUUUUAGUGCUGUCAAAGGAUUAAUCACAUCUUAAACAGCAGCUGGUGUUUAUAUGAUACAUCUGUGUACUCUGCAUAUUUAUUAUUCAUAGAGAAAUACAAAUAUAAUUAAUAUGAAUAUGGAUAUAAUUACUUGUAUAAAAUGAAAACCUUUUACGAUUAUUAAUUCCUUUAGUUGUAUAAUAUUUGCAUAUAAUUUAUACUAUAUAUAAUCACACAUAUACCAUGCCUGUUUGCAUGCGCACACUCAUAAUAAAUACGCACAGUACACACACACAUGUAUAUUAUAUAAAUGCAAAGUUUUAUUUUUAGAUGUGGUUAAUCUCGAUUGAGUGUUUUGACAGUAUUAGUAUUGAGUAUUUCACACAGGCAUAUUGAGCUCAUAUGAUGCCUCUAUCUUCAUCUCAAGCUCCAUUCUGGGUUUAUUAAAGCGACGGGUCACCCCUAAAUUAAAGAUUUUAUCUUGGUAUUUUCUCACUUGUGAACACUUCCUAACCGGUUUGAGGUUUUAUUUUUUUGUUAAACAGAAGAGAUAUUUUGAAGAAUGUUGAAAGCCAGUGUCUAUUGACUACCACAGUAUUUGUUUUCCCACUAUGGUAGUCAAUGUCCUGGAAACAUCUCGAGUUCAGCAAUAUAAAAUGAAACUCAUAAAUGUUUGGAACCCAUCGAGAGUGAGUAAAUGUUCAUUCGUUUGGGUGAACUGUCUCUUUAAACUCCCCCGCUGUGAUUGGUCUGUUCUGGAGGUGAGAGUUUGCGAAUAGGAAAUCUCUCUAGGUAAUCGAAUCCGCUUGAGUGUGUCAGUACUGCAGCUCUCCUGGAGAACGGCUGUAAUCGUGUUCGUUCAGAGCUUUAACUGAUGCGGAUGCCAGAUGCUCUCUGUGUGAUAUCUAAACACCUGGCAACCUGCUCUCAUCAGCGGUGCGAGUGGGUUUGUGAGCUGUAAAAGUCCUGGGUUUAUUAAUACACUCAUCCUUCAUGGUUUUAGAUGCUGCAUGACCUGUUUUCUUUUGGGUUCAGGAGGUGACCAUUAAAAGCAUCUUGAGAUAACACAG